AUGGAUUCUGGGCCGCGUUGGGCUGCCAACCCCAUUCCCGGGGGCACCCUCUCUGCCCCCAAUGCCACCACACCCUGGCUGGGCCGGGACGAGGAGCUGGCCAAGGUGGAGAUCGGAGUCCUGGCCACGGUCCUGGUGCUGACCACAGCGGGCAACCUGACGGUGCUGCUGACCCUGGGCCAGCAGGGCCGCAAGCGCGCCCGCAUGCACCUGUUCGUGCGGCACCUGGCCCUGACCGACCUGGGCGUGGCGCUCUUCCAGGUGCUGCCCCAGCUGCUGUGGGACAUCACCUACCGCUUCCAGGGCCCCGACCUCGUCUGCCGGGCCGUCAAGUACCUGCAGGCGCUCAGCAUGUUCGCUUCCACCUACAUGCUGCUGGCCAUGACCCUGGACCGCUACCUGGCCGUGUGUCACCCCCUGCGCAGCCUCCAGCAGCCCAGCCAGGCUGCCUGCCCGCUCAUCGCCGCUCCCUGGCUGCUGGCCGCCAUCCUCAGCCUCCCUCAAGUCUUCAUUUUUUCUUUGCGGGAAGUCAUCCAGGGCUCGGGGGUGUUGGACUGCUGGGCAGACUUCCGCUUCCCGUGGGGGCCACGGGCCUACAUCACCUGGACUGCCUUGGCCAUCUUCAUCCUGCCCGUGGCCACGCUCACAGCCUGCUACGGCCUCAUCUGCUACGAGAUUUGUAAGAACCUGAAAGUCAAGACGCAGACCUGGCGGGCGGAAGGCGGGGGCUGCGGGACGCGGGACAGGGCCUCACCUCCCGGCCCGGCUGCAGCCGCCAGGGGACUGCCCUCUCGGGUCAGCAGCAUCAGCACUAUCUCUCGGGCCAAGAUCAGAACCGUGAAGAUGACCUUCAUCAUUGUGCUGGCCUACAUCGCCUGCUGGGCACCCUUUUUCAGCGUCCAGAUGUGGACUGUGUGGGACAAGAACGCCCCUAAUGAAGAUUCAACCAAUGUGGCUUUCACCAUCUCCAUGCUUCUGGGCAACCUCAGCAGCUGCUGCAACCCCUGGAUCUACAUGGGCUUCAACAGCCACCUGUGGCCGCACCCCCUACGCCAUCUGGCCUGCUGCGGGGGUCCUCGGCCCCAGAUGCGCAGGCAGCUCUCCCACGGCAGCUUCUCGAGCCGCCGCACCACGCUGCUGCUGACCCGCUCCAGCUGCCCGCCCACCCUCAGCCUCAGCCCCAGCCUCGGUGCGAGGCCUGGGCCCGAAGGGCCACGGAAGGGCUCAGAGCAGAGGGAGGAUUGUUUAAUGAAGAAAAAGGAAUGGGUCUGGGCGCUUCACCUGCUAUGCCCAUGUGUCCACUGGAGAGAGAUAUAA
Messenger RNA from Eptesicus fuscus (big brown bat), 1317 nucleotides. It is a transcript of the gene AVPR1B, whose product is annotated as arginine vasopressin receptor 1B. The transcript is spliced from 3 exons. Gene Ontology annotation, cellular component: membrane. Gene Ontology annotation, biological process: G protein-coupled receptor signaling pathway; positive regulation of vasoconstriction; regulation of systemic arterial blood pressure by vasopressin. The record is from RefSeq and is a predicted model, not a curated record. Gene Ontology annotation, molecular function: peptide binding; vasopressin receptor activity. Lineage: Eukaryota; Metazoa; Chordata; Mammalia; Chiroptera; Vespertilionidae. Bases 1 to 1317 code for a protein of 438 amino acids.